AUGCUUCCUAUUCUCUUCCUCAGCUUUACAAUUGCUGCUACUGCUUCUGAAAAAUGCAGCCGCACCUUCCUCAACGAUGCAACCGAUGCCUACCUCGGAGCCCAAAGUAAAGGCGUCUACACUUCUAUGUUUUCCUUUGCGGAGAACUUCACCUAUACCGAGCAAUUCAAGCCGGCUAACAUUGCCAGCGGAAUUCUCUCCAAGGCCUUGAAAAUCGACCACAAUCGCAGCCUCCUUGAUACAGUCCUUUGUACAACCUUUACUGAGAUCAUUGUCACUGAUCCGAGCCAUCCAUAUGUUAUUGGAACGAGGAUGGAGUUGGAUGGGCAAAAGAUAACCAAAAUGGAGACGUUGGUGACGGAUGAGGGCGACUGGCUGUUCAAUGCGACAGGAUAUGCGUAUUACAAUUCGCUCGAGAAAUGGGAUCCCAUUCCGGAAGACCAGCGGGACUCUCGCGAAGUCAUUAAAGCAGCCGGUGACGCAUACUUCAAUCGCUUCGCAGAUGCAAACUAUACAGUGCCGUGGGGAACACCAUGCGCACGGCUCGAGGGUGGCGCCUACACUGGUAGUCGAAAUCUGACCGCGAACACGUGCAAUUUGGGUUUACCAAGUACUAUUAAGGUCGUUGAUCGCCGCUACGUUAUCGAUGAGGAACUAGGUGCUGUGGACAUUUAUGUCGGAUUCCCCGGACUGGACAGAGCGAGCAAAGAACCAGGUCCCGAUAGCCAUUUGUUUAGAGUUGAGAAAGGGAAGUUGAGAUACAUUCAUACGAUCUCCACCUGCGAAGGCCAUCCAGGCUGUGGGCUGGGUAAUACAACUUUUGUUCCGGGGCUUUGA
This is a messenger RNA of Lindgomyces ingoldianus, 837 nucleotides long. RefSeq lists its product as uncharacterized. The record is from RefSeq and is a predicted model, not a curated record. The transcript has a single exon. The coding region runs from base 1 to 837 and encodes 278 amino acids. Lineage: Eukaryota; Fungi; Ascomycota; Dothideomycetes; Pleosporales; Lindgomycetaceae.